Molecule: messenger RNA, 1407 nt
Organism: Puccinia graminis f. sp. tritici CRL 75-36-700-3
Lineage: Eukaryota; Fungi; Basidiomycota; Pucciniomycetes; Pucciniales; Pucciniaceae
Exons: 4
Coding region: 61-1185 (374 amino acids)
Molecular function (GO): transmembrane monodehydroascorbate reductase activity
Source: RefSeq, a predicted model, not a curated record
GGUUGUUGUUUUGGUGUGGUACUUGGAAAUCAAACCUCUUCACUCACUGCAAUCCAAAUUAUGAAGGAAGCUCUCUCGACCUUGACCACUACUCUCUUCAAUGCGACUAUCUUCUUCAACUCGACUCACGCGGUUUUCAAUGUCAGAUUCGGGCUUCCACUUAGUGAGGUAGGAUGGUUUUCAAUAGGUCAUGGCACCACGAUGAGUAAUUCAAGAAUGAUGAUCAUGUGGCCCCUUCAUCAAGACUACGGAAAAAUUCAAUGGAUGAAAGCGUAUUGUAAAGCUUCUGGACACGCGCUUCCAACCCCAAUACUCAGUUCGCAGAUAGAUUCAGUUCGAGUUGAAGGCUCGGAAGCUAAUCAAAGCAAUCAUACUCUCCCAAGCGUGAAAUACACCAGGCCCUUGGCACUCUCUAACGUGGACACCUUUCAAAGAGCCACCGAUCAAAGGCUAGUUUGGGCAAUGUCAUCUGUCCCUCCCAAGAUAGAUGACGGCACGUUGGGCUUGGAAUUUCAUGAUAAAGGAUAUGGAACUGCUAUCCUGAAUUUCGUGUCUCCAGACAUGGUCGAUGGCCUAGUUAGAAGUAGUGCAAGCGGCUCGAAGGAGCUUAAACAUUCAAAAAGACAUGACACCUUGAUCACUCUUCACGCAACCUUCCUCUCCAUCUCUUGGGGAAUGAUUUCACCUUUGGCAAUAGUUUUGGCACGUUUCUUGCGCCAGAAAGGCUCUGAAAAAUGGAUUCAAGUUCACAUGAUCCUCCAACUCAUCAACGUAAUCUUCAACAUCAUCGGAAUCCUGUGCGCGGUCUUUGCAGUUGGCUCUGGCUCUCAUCGGGACACGUUCCAAAAGCUCUUGGGAUUCUUCGUGUUUAUUUGCAUGCUAGCCCAAGCUUCUGGAGGCUACUUCAUCCAUCGAUUAGCCAACAAACCUCGGUCUGAUCAAGAUGAUCUUCAACCAAGAAGAUCAAUAGCGAACCGAAUUCAUAAAGCGGGCGGCUGCAUACUCGUAAUGAUUGCAUGGGUCACAAUUGUUCUCGGGAUUAAAGAGUGGGAAUUCCUUGGGAGGGGUACACCAAUUUCAGUUUCGAUCCUCAUCGGCAUCACUUGUUCUCUCUCAGCCAUUCUCUAUGCGGCGCUGAUCAUCAGAGAAAAAUACGAUGAUGAAUACAAGAUCAAGGUUGGGUGAUCAGGAUAAACUCAGAACACCUUCUUAAACUACCCUAUACCUCCAACUUUAUGGACUCUUCCAAUCCAAGUGUCUAAUCCGUAAAAUUUCAAAAUCCCACUCAUUCACUGAUAUGGUUUAACCAACUACCAAUCAGCUUUAAAUUGUUCCGACUCACUAACAGAUUAUUAUUUAAAUAUCCCGUAGUUUCAUUGUCUCUCCGAUUUUUCAGACUAAUUUGUC